Molecule: messenger RNA, 2081 nt
Organism: Brassica napus (rape)
Lineage: Eukaryota; Viridiplantae; Streptophyta; Magnoliopsida; Brassicales; Brassicaceae
Exons: 5
Coding region: 124-1716 (530 amino acids)
Biological process (GO): proteolysis
Molecular function (GO): cysteine-type peptidase activity
Source: RefSeq, a predicted model, not a curated record
GGUAAAUUGCGGAACGAGAUUUUUGACUGGUUGCAUCAUGAUAGGGGAGGCUCGUUCACGGUUCCGCAAAACACAGCAGCCGGUAAAACAAACAGAGACAACAGUCACGCUGACCCUACCGGCAUGGAAGGUCCAAAGAAGCGACGUCCGUUCAGUGGUGAUGGUAAUGAUGAAGCUGAAAUAUUUUGGUCUGAUAGUAAGAAACACAAGAAGAACAACGGCGAUGGGUUUAGCGACGAUGAGACGAUGAGAAUGCAUGAUAAUCAUUGUGAUGGCCGUACGCCAAAUGCUCGCUUCUGGGAAAAGGUAGAUUCAAUGGCGGGCGAAGGCCCCUCUUUCUCGAAGUCGGCAAACAUUCCAGAAGUCGAUGUUUCAACGCCGAUUGGACCAGAAAUUGUAUCAAAGCCAGCAAAACCGACUCUCCCGGAACCGUUGGAGGGCGAGGGGGGAGAUGAGUCUCCAAUAUCAGGGCUAAAUUUGUUAGCAGAAGAGGUUGAAAAGGGGACACGGAGUGACAAUGUCUAUAAAGAUCCACAGGAGAACACUUGUAGGAUGCUUACCGUUUGGUCUCAUCCUGAAUCUUACGUCCUUCCGCCGGAGGAACAAGGUGGUAAAGCGUCACCGACAAAUUCUGAAGAUUACAAGACACCGCCAGAGGAUGAUCCGAUGACUGAAUGUCGCACACCAGACGUUGGGAAUUCGAAGCUGAGUCGAUAUCUGACUAGGUCAUUAAAAAAAGCAGAGCUAGAAGGGAAAUGUAUUCCAAUAAGCUCAACCAAAAAAGAUGACCUCCAGACGAAGCGUAUUCCGAGACGUUCAACAAAGAUUGGAGGAGUGUACACCCCAGACAAGAGAUUGAAGAAGCUUUUCCAAAGCUGCAAGAAACCCAAAUAUACGCCCUUAGCAGACUUGGAGAAAGCGCAGUUUCAAGAGUUUCAGUCAAUUCUCCGCGAGAAACCGGCACAGGAAUUCGAAAUUGUUAUUGGGAUCCAUGUCUCAAAUAAGUUCUUCCUGUCGUUGGCGCGGCCAACAAAUUGGGUCAGUACCGAGCACAUUUCUGUGCUAAUUAGUAUGCUAGUAAGGCGACAUGGACGCAAUUAUCUGAGUCGGAGGUGCAGAUUUGUAGACUACUUCAGUAUUGCGGGCAUCAUAUCAAAGUUCGCAGAGUUCGAGAAGGCCUCAGAUAAAUUGGGAUUCAACUGGGGAGGGCUUGUCAGUUUCAGUUUCACCGGAAAAACGCCGCGUCGGAAUGACAAGAAGGUGUUGUUGGUUGAUGUGGACAGGGUGUACGCCCCAAUGAUGUGGGGAAAAGAUCAUUGGGUUGGUCUUGUGAUCAACUUGACAUGCAGACAAGUGGAGAUUUUGGACUGCAACAUUCCCCUUAAUGAGUCCGAUAAUGAGGUGAACAAGCACAUGGCUUAUCUUCUACGCGCAUUGCCUCAUGUCUUAGCUGCGUUUUCGCCUCCUUCCGAUAGUAGUCAUCCUGAAGAAGACCAAGCAUUUUCAUGGGUGCGUCCAGACAAUAUUUACUUCAACGAAAGGUCUGGCGACUGUGGACCAUGCGCGGUCAAAUUUCUGGAAAUGCAUGCAGCGGGAUACUCCUAUGAGGAUAUGGGGCAGAUCGAUGACAAAAAGGUGGACAUAUUCCGUCAGAAAUACGCGAUGGAUACCUAUGAAGAAUUUAUUGGAAACGCAAAAGUUCAAAACGAUGGUUGAAGACGUGUAUACUGCCUGCUUCAUUUCGUUUGUUAAACCGAAUUGUUAACGGUUAUUGUAUCUUUUCAUUCAUCCAGACACUAUAAUUCAAACAGAUCAGUUUAUCUUUGAAGGUUUUAUAUCGUAUUUCUUAUAUAUUUAGGGUUUAGGGUUUAGGGUUUAGGGUUUAGUGUUUAGGGUUUAGGGUUGCAUGUUUAGGGUUUAGGGUUAUUAGAGUAUAAUAUCCAUGCAAGAUCUCACCAUAGUGUGUUAGUUAUUUGUUUCAAAGGAAAACAAUUUCAGAAGUAGUUGGUGUUUUUACUGUUUCAUUUAAUAAGUAUUAGUGUAAAAUUUAAAAAUUGAUUGCAAUAACUAUUUCUCUGAGA